UGAGUGUGUAUGAAAAUGUGCAAGGUAGUGAGAUUGUUCACUUGCAUUGUAAAGAGCGAGGGGGACACACCUAAAAGCAGAGAGUCUGAAAUGAUGAUGGUUGGUGAUUGUCGUAGGUUGCGUAGGAGGAUCGAGUCUUACAGGCGAAGACAAAGUGACUGCAUGCCGCGCUUCGAUCAAUCGUUCAACGGGCUGUGCGAGCAGAACCUCCAGGACACUCUGCAGCUGAAGCAGAGGUAUCUGGAUCAGAAGACCAAGAGGCCCGCAAAGCCCAAAGACAAGAAGCAGCAGGACACGAUCCAGAGCAGCGUGCACGUGCAGCAGAAGUUCCUGAAGCGAUCCGCGGAGGAUCACGAUCCGGGCGGACCCGGUGGUCAGGACAACAACAGCUUCGAGCCGCCGGUGAAGUUGCAAUGCACGACUCAGCACGGCUCCCACCAGCCGGAGGGGUUGACCAAGUUCUCCGUCGAGAUCGUACAGCAGCUCGAGUUCACGACGUCCGCGGCGAAUUCGCAGCCGCAGCAGAUCUCGACGAACGUGACGGUGAAGGCGCACACGAAUGCGUCGGUGAAGAGCGACGUCGCCUCGCCCAAAUCGAAUCCGUCGACGCCAGGAAACAACAACAACAACAAGAAUCUGAGUAUGGGCGUCGGCGGAGUCGGUAUGGGUGUCGGAGUCAACAGCGGAGGAGGCAAUGUUGACGUGAGUAACCUAGUGGAGUGCGUGAAGCAGGAGCCGAACAAUGAUUUCGCGGACUUGGAGGAGUGCGCGGCAGCAGUGGAGAAGGACGCCGCGAACGGAGGCAUGGGCUUCGGCGGCAUCACCGAUCUCAUCGGGGACGACACCAACGACGAGAUCUUCACGUCGCCGGCCUUCAAGGAUCUCAUCUCAGAUAUCUCCAGCUAUCCCGAGUUCAACUUUGACUUUGAAGAUAAGCACGACGUCGAUCUCAAGGUGGAGGAUCUGAAGGACAUCCCUAUGGUCGGCGGCGGCGGAGAUCCGAAAGGUGGUGGCGGCGGCGGUGGUGGCAACACGCACAGUCCUCUGGUGCAGGGCCAAAACUAUUCGCCACCUGUGUUCGAGAACAAGGGACGGAUGCCGCCCUACUCGAACAUGGACUUCACCAAGACGGAGCUCAGUCCGGCCGCUCAAACUCUGAAGCAGAUGGCCGAGCAGCAUCAGCACAAGAACCAGAUGGGUCUGUCGUUCAAUCCGGGCGGCGGUCGAGCGCCCAAUUCCCGUUCCCCAUAUCCCGACUUCCAACUCGGAGACUACGGCAGUCCGAAUCCCCCGAAUCCCGGCAACUACAAGAGCAGUCCCAGCUUCCCGCAGGCGGCCGACAUGAUCAAGCAGGAGAUGAUCUUCCAAGGCAGCGAUUACGACAUGAAGCGGAAAGGCGGCAUCUACAAGCAGCAGUACAGCCCGUACGGCAGUCCCAGCCCCGGGAGUCACGGCAGUCCCGGAUACCUUCCGCGCAGUGCCAACACCGGGACAAACAACAACGGCACGUCCGGUGGUGGAGCGCCCAACAACGGCGGUGCCGGAUACAGCGGCGCGACGCCCCCGAGACCGCCCUCCGGUCCAGGAGGCGGUGGCAACAACAACAACAACGGCAGCAACAAUAGUAACGUCAACAACGGCACCACCCUCCAGAUCAAUCAGGCCCAAUCGAUGCAUAUCAGUCACGGACACAACAUUCAAGUGUCCGCUGGUCAACAUCUACACCUCAGUGGCGAUUUGAAGGGAAACGUUUCGAUAGCGACGCAACAGGGGCUGCAUUUCCAGCAGCAACAGCAUCAAAAUCAACAUCAACAUCAGAAUCAACAGCAGCAGCAGCAGCAACCGCAACAUCAGCAGCAGCAACAGUCGCAACAUCAACAGCAGCAGCAACAGCAUCAAAAUCAAAACCCCGCAGCGGGCGGUAACUCGCAGAACUCGGCGCAGAAUAAUAGUCAGCAGGGCAAUCAGCAGAACGUGUCUUCGAAUCCCUCAAACAAUAAUGCUCCUGGUAAUCAGCAAUCAAAUCAACAGCAGCAGCAACAUCCUUCGGCAUCGCUGCUGUCGGAUGUCGGACACGGUGGUCCCAUGCAGCAGCAGCCGAACAAUAUUCCCGGUAUGCAGCAGAACGUGAACCAUCAGAAUCCCACUAUGCAGGCGAACAGUGGAGGACCGAUGGGACCCGGCGGUAUGAUGGGUGGUAUGAACCAGCACCAUGGAAUGGGCGGAAAUCAGCACCUGGGGCCGCAAUCGCAGCUCGGCGAUAGUAGCUACUCGAUGACCCAAUCGCAGACGAUCAAUUUCACGCAGCAGUCGCUCAGGCAACGGAACGGCGGUGGGAUGGGACCGAUGGGCGGUGGUGGCGGACAGAUGGGCGGUCCGAUGGGUCCCAACAGUAUGAGACACAUGAGUCCCAUGGACCAGCAGAAGCUGGUGCAGCAGCAGCAGCAGAUGCUGAGGGCGCAGCAGCAGGCAAUGCAGCAGCAACAGCAGCCUCUGCUUCUGCGGCCGCCCCCGCCUGAUUACAAGACGACAGCCGGUAUGAUGCAAGGCAUGGGCCCGAGGUACGGAGGUCCAGGAGUCGCUCCGCCCACGAACAUCAGGCGGAUACCUCACCAACAGAUGCCACCUUCCGGUCCUAUGAUGAGGCCGCACAACAUGUACAUGAUGCAGCAGCAGCAGCAGCAACAACAGCAGCAGCAACAGCAACAACACAUGACCAGCAGAUCCAUGUAUCCAAGGCAGCAGGCGCCACCUCCGCAAUCCACGAUGGAUGCAAUGCCGCAGCACGGGAGCGCCGAGUGGCGUCACAUGAUGAUGGCGCAACAACAGAGCAACAGUUUCAAUGCUCAGAUGAGGCCAAACUUCCACAACCAAGGAUUCAAUAUGAAUACGGCAGGGAUGCAGAUGCAAUCGAUGCAGCAGCAGCAACAGCAGCAGCAGCCACAGCCGCCUCCGCAGAUGCGAAGUCAGCACGGCGGAAUGGGUGGAGGAAUGGGUGGUCAGGGGCAGAUGAUGGGUCAGCAGGGAGUGGGGCCGAUGGCUCAAAUGAACUCGAUGAACCAGCAGAUGAUGAUGCAGCAGCAACAGCAGACGGUCGUGCAGCAGCAGCAACAGCAAGCCAAUACUCAGAUGUCGAUGACAAACAUCCACAUGCAGCAAUCUCAAUCGUUGUCGGUGUCGAGUCAAUCGAUGCACCAACAACAACAACAACACCACCAACAGCAGCAACAGCCAAUGGGCAAUCAGCAAUUGGUGAGCGCCGCCGCCGCCAACAAUUCGGCAAGCAGCAACGAGCUGUUCGAUAUGUUGGGUAUUCAAGGAGAUAGCGGGCUCACGGAGCAGGAACUGCUCAACACCUUUGCCUCGGACUCCUUUAAUCUCAACGAUAUCGGCUUCUAAUCUAUCGCCGCCGCCGCUCUUCAUCAUCAUCAUCAUCAUCCAUAUCCUCCACAAAAUCCCCAUCCCAUUUCCACCAUCGCGCGUCACGCCACAAGAGAAAUAUUUAUAGAUUUUUUAUAUAUAUACAUAUAUUAUAUAUUUUUGUAUAUAGAUUUUUAUUGCUAUUGUUUCGUUGAAAUCAACAGAUCGCGUUUAUUUAUAUUAGUAAUAUCGUUAGGGAGAAAAGGUAUCUCGCAAAAAUAAAACGUAAUUAAGAGGAUGAUGAUCUGCUCGACCAAAAGGACAAAGAAUGAGAAUAAUGUAUAAUGAAUGAAAUCACUGCCACGAAAGACAUAAAACACACACACACUCACACACACAUACAUACAUACCAAAU
This is a messenger RNA of Nicrophorus vespilloides, 3775 nucleotides long. It is a transcript of the gene mam, whose product is annotated as neurogenic protein mastermind. The coding region runs from base 10 to 3399 and encodes 1129 amino acids. Gene Ontology annotation, cellular component: actin filament; cortical actin cytoskeleton; nuclear speck. NCBI's taxonomy places the organism in Eukaryota, Metazoa, Arthropoda, Insecta, Coleoptera, Silphidae. Gene Ontology annotation, biological process: positive regulation of transcription by RNA polymerase II; regulation of actin filament polymerization; Notch signaling pathway. The record is from RefSeq and is a predicted model, not a curated record. The transcript has 7 exons. Gene Ontology annotation, molecular function: transcription coactivator activity; actin filament binding.